GGGAUCCAUGCUGGGGAGGGAUUUGUACAGAAAUAGCGGAUGUUAUUUCAAGCAUAUUUUUAUGCUAAUUACUUUAAGAAAGGGGAUUUGAACACAUUUUCCUCCCGGCAGUGCAGGGAAAGAAACAAAUGCCCAAAUUGUGGAGGUAAAAGUCAUUUUCCCUUUGCAAACAAAAGUUUGCCUCAGACGUCGGCGUCAAAUCUGCACCUCGAAUGUUGAAUUUUACUCCCCUUUUACAUUCAAAGGAGGCAUCAGGAAUUGUGUAGUGUACUCCUGAUUCACAAGAAUGGCAAGUAACCCCUCAGCGGCUAUGCUCAGUAAAGUUCUUGAGCAGCAAAUGCUGCAGACAACUGAAAUAGUUGAACAACAUCUAGAUACAGAGAUUGAAAAGUUUGAAAAGAUGGAUGCAGAUGAACUGGAAAAACUCCGAGAAAAGAGGCUUGAAUCAAUGAAAAAAGCACAGCAUCAGAAACAGGAAUGGCUUUCCAAGGGCCAUGGCGAAUACAAAGAGAUUCCCAGUGAAAAAGAUUUUUUUCAAGAAGUUAAAGAGAGUAAAAAUGUGGUUUGCCACUUUUACAGAGAUACCACAUUUAGAUGCAAGAUAGUAGACAAGCACUUGGCUAUUCUAGCUAAAAAGCACUUUGAAACCAAGUUCAUCAAAUUAAAUGCAGAAAAAGCUCCUUUUCUUUCUGAGAGAUUACGAAUCAAAGUAAUUCCAACAAUGGUUUUGGUGAAAGAUGGAAAAGCUAAAGAUUACAUAAUUGGGUUUGAUGACCUUGGUUGCACAGACAACUUCACUACUGAGACUUUGGAAUGGCGACUCGGCUGUGCUGCCAUCAUUAACUACAGUGGAAACUUGAUGGAACCACCUUUCCAGCUGCAAAGAAAAAGUGGAUGCGUCACAAAGAUGGAGAAAAAGGCAAUCAGAGGAAAAAGCAAUGAUUCUGAUUCAGAUGAUGAUUAGACCGUUCUAAGUAUGUUUCUUGAUUGAAGCUUCUAAUUUAGCCUUUUUUUCCUGUCCUACCCAUUAUCAAUUUUUAAUUUUAACAGAUGCCAUACAAAUUUUUAAUUUUAGACUAAUAAAACUGCAAAUACAAUUGCAUUGUAAAUAGUGACUCUGUCAGGUAUUGACUAAAGUUUUUUCAGAAAUGUUUCAUGAAUGUUGGUAGAAAGUCAUCUAUUUUGCUGCAAUUGCAUUGUAAGUCUAUUUUUCUGUAGCAGAUGACAAAUACACACUUGCAUCACUUACUAGAUAAAUGAACAUCAUACUUAGUAAUAAAUUGGAAAGACAUACAAUAAUUCACUUA
Messenger RNA from Carcharodon carcharias (great white shark), 1307 nucleotides. It is a transcript of the gene txndc9, whose product is annotated as thioredoxin domain containing 9. Gene Ontology annotation, cellular component: cytoplasm. The record is from RefSeq and is a predicted model, not a curated record. Lineage: Eukaryota; Metazoa; Chordata; Chondrichthyes; Lamniformes; Lamnidae. Bases 287 to 964 code for a protein of 225 amino acids. Gene Ontology annotation, biological process: microtubule cytoskeleton organization. The transcript has 5 exons.